GUGACCCAGCGAGCUAACACCCAGUCUGCGGCCUGAUUGCUUGUGAAUAACGAACAGUAGCCCUGCCCAUAUCUAUCUCUAGAUCUAUGGAGGAGUAGAUUUAGAGAUAGAUAUAGAAAGUCCGUUUUUCCGAACUGUGGGGAACUUGCCACCCAAGGGCGAGGGGUGCGCUCGGUUGUUUUUUGUGCUUUUUUGGUUUUUGGUCUUUUUUUUUUUUUUUUUUUUUUUUUGAUCUUUGCUUUAACACUCAGACUCUUUGUAAUAGACCUUUAUUGAGCAGACCUUAAGUAGGAAGCAAACGUGAACGCGGGCACGAGAACGCGCUCUCUGAACAGCCUCUCUCAGACUAUGUUUAAAAAAAAAAAUAAAAAGACCUUUGGCCCAGCGGCAGCAUCGGCGACAGAAAGCUGAGGCUUUCCGAGAUCUGGCAAGAAGUGUCAAUGACUGACCCGAGGCGUAUUCUCCAGAGCGGAGCUCCACGAGGGGCCCCUCCCGCCCCUGCGGCUUGUCUGAGAACGCAGCAUUCUGGGAGCAAGGGAUGGAGUAGUUUACUUUUGGAGGAGAAGGGGGGUGGAGACAGGGUUUUGUGAGUUCCUAGACGGCUCUUCUGUAACGUUCCGCGUGGGCUGGAAACGGGAGGGAAUAGCGGGGAGUAUGGCCACCCUGCUCCACGAUGCUGUAAUGAAUCCAGCUGAAGUGGUGAAGCAGCGCAUGCAGAUGUACAACUCCCCUCACCAUUCGGCUCUUCGAUGUAUCCGGGCCGUGUGGAGGAAAGAGGGCUUGGGCGCCUUCUACCGGAGCUACACCACCCAGCUCACCAUGAACAUCCCCUUCCAAUCCAUUCACUUUAUUACCUAUGAAUUCCUUCAGGAACAGAUGAACCCCCUCCGGGGCUAUAACCCGCAGUCUCACAUCCUUGCGGGGGGGCUGGCCGGAGCCAUCGCCGCGGCCGCCACGACCCCCCUGGAUGUCUGUAAGACUCUGCUCAACACUCAGGAAAACAUGGCGCUCUCCCUGGCCAACGUGAGCGGACAUCUGUCGGGCAUGGCCAACGCCUUCCGGACGGUAUACCAGCUCAGUGGCGUGGCUGGGUACUUUAAAGGUAUCCAGGCGCGGAUAAUUUACCAGAUGCCCUCCACGGCCAUCUCCUGGUCAGUCUAUGAGUUUUUCAAGUACUUCCUUACAAAGCACCGGACAGAAAAAACAACUCUGUACUAAAGGAACCGAAUGUGGGGGAACAAUUCCAGCAUCUUAUUUAACAAAGAAAGGAUUCCCCCUCCCAGCCGCAGCCCUCUUUCCCCUACGCCCUGGGACCAAGAUUUACGAGCUCCGUGAUUCUUGCAGGGUAUGUGCCACUGACAAGCCCCUCCCUGUGGCCGGCCUCGAGGGGGGGCUCUGCGCCCACCCGACGCCAGGGCGCGGAUCCAAAAUGGCGGCACUGGGGAUUAGGGACAGAUUUGAGUGGAAGAAAGAUGAAUGCCUUCCCCCUCCCUCUUCUUGCCUUUUGCCUCCCCUGCCAGAGGAACGAACGCGACUUCCUCUUCCCUAGAAAUCCACAGAAUAGGAUUGGGGAGAUCGAGGGGGGGGGGUCUGGAUAGGUGGGAGUUUGCACUUCAGAGACUUAAGAUGUCAAAGACAAAUUAAAUAUAUGUAUAUACAAGGUCCAUUACGCAAUAUAAAAAUAGAUGGAUAAUGUUUAUCCUUUAUUUUUCUAUUUAGAGUUGUAUUUGUGUGUGUGUACGUGUAUGUGUGUGGGUGGGAGAGUGUACAAAUAGUAUUACAGUUGAGAUUUUAAAGCUUUUUUAAAAAAUAAAACAAAGGGCUCAGUUUCUCCCAUCAUGAUAUAUAAUUAAGCACCGAAGCAUCUUUACCCAACCUCCGGGGGGGGCCUGAAAGCCUAGAGGUUAGUCACCCUCUCUGCCCCCCAUGGAAGUUUCACUUGAAUGUAUGUAAUGUUGAGUUUGUACUUUGGAACUUUUUUUUUUUCUUAAUGGGAAAAAAGUACCUUUUUUAAAAAAAAAAAAAUCUGUAACCAAGAGGAAAAAAAAUGACUACUUUGUCAUUUUUUUUCUUUACAGACUUGGGGCGUUAAAUUGGGAAGGGGUGUUAGAGACUGAGCUGUCUCCCUGCUUUUACAGAUGAGGAAACAGACUGUGACUGCCUUUAGGGUUGGAUGAAUCUAUUUCCAAGCCCCUGGAGAGCAAGCACUCCCUUCUCCUGUUUCCAAUGGAGACUCCCAUGUCCUUCAAGGCCCUCCCUGUAAGGAAGGCCAUGGCCGAGCGGCCCCUGCCAAUAUCUCCAGAUGGAAGAUUUGUACUGGUGUGAGGGGGUUCGGCUUGUGUGUGUGUGUGUGUGUGUGUGUGUGUGUGUGUGUUUGUUUUUUGAAGUUCCAACCAGGGCCCUCCAAGACCCUUUCCCUGUGUCCUGAGGAUCCUCCUCUUCCCCACCGGCUGAGGUGGAUUGUUUCUAGUACAGAGGUGUGGCUGUGGGGCACAUGGGCAGAGCAGCUUCUUGUUCUCUCCCCGACCCUUCAUUUUCAGAUCAUUUUCCCUGUGGUAAUUCUUAGGGUCUUGAUCCUUCAGCCGCUGUGAGGAGGGAUGAGAACCACCUUGCUAAAGCUCAUCUCUGCUCUUCCAUGCCUAGGAGGAGGUGCCAGAAAAGCAUGUCUGUGUCCUCUGUGUGUGUGUGUGUGUGUGUGUGUGUAUUUGGGGGGAUCAGCUUCAUAGAUGAUGAGGAAGAAUUUGAGUUUCAGAGAGGGACAAGAUCUUUGAGAUGGUUUUUUAGCACUUAGAUUACAAAUGACUUAGAUAGAGCCCUUCUAAGUUUUGUAGUGUGUCUUGAAUGACAAUCUCCUUAAAAAAAAAAAUACAAACCUGUUUUUUUCCAACCCGUUGCUAGCUGCCAGACCUGAAAAGACUAAUUUGCCCCUCUUCUCCUUGCCCAAGCGCCUGUAAGUCUCAGGCACUGGGCAUUUCUCCUGGCAGAGACUCUGAAAGGGCCCCAGAGAUGGCCACCAGUCACUUGUCCUUGGCCAGGGUGCCUCUGAGUUCUGACCUGGAAGUGGGGCUGAUUUUUAGGGCUUUUUGAGAAACAGCGCCAGGGAGGUGUGAGUAGGCUUCAGGCAAGGGAUGGCAAUCUUGGCUUGGUGAUGCCAGGGGCUUUUCCUCUGAAGCCAACCAGUUAGAUCUGUCUGGAAUUCAUUCAUUUAUGGAGGUGGGAGAGGGCCCUCAGACCAAUCUGUGUGACCUUGUUGUUAGAUCCAGAUAACUUGUGCCAGCCUUGGCAGAGCUCACGUGGGCUGGGCCAUCAGACGGGUUGUACCAGGCGUGUUUCGCCCAUGCCAUGUUGGGCAUCACGGGCAUGGGGGAAGUGGGCAGCGGAAGGGUAGAAUCUGCACAAUCUAGAGCCAGGAUUAAUUUAUUUUCUAAAAUAGUUUCUCCUCCUCCUCCUCCUCCUUUCCCCUUGUCUUCCUCUACCUUCCAGCUGUUUCCUAUCCCUCCUCAAACUUUCGCCUCAAGUGGUAUUUACAAACUGGAAUGCCCGCUUGUCUAGGCGAGGCUCUUUAGGGAAGGGACUUGCUUUUCAGGUCCCGAGCUCACCUUACUUUGCCUUGAUUCAUUAAGCAGCUAAAGUGCCUACUGGAUGCGGGAAUUCCAAGCCAGAAAUGAAAUCUUGUCUUCUCUUGGGGCCUGAAGUCCAUCACUUAACCUUGAAGAGCACAGAGGGCCCUGGGCUUAUGCUCGGCAAAAUCUGUUGUCCUGUGCCUUGAUUUCUGGUUUGAAGGAGCGAAGUCCAGGGUUCUACCUUCCUAAAAUCAAUUGCAAUGGACAGGAUAAACCUUCAGAACUUGAUUCUUCCUCCCCGCUUACCCCAAUUCCAACUUAACUGCCGGCUAACUUGCCUGCUUUUCCAAUCUCUCUGUCAUUGGAAUGGACAGGAUAAACCUUCAGAACUUGAUUCUUCUUCCUCACUAUCCCAGCUCCAACUUAACUGCCGGCUAACUUGCCCGCUUUUCAAUCUCUCACUUUCAUCGUACAAUGCUAGAAACCACACGGGUCCAGCUUUCCCUCUGGGAGGCUGCCCGUCCUGCCCGGGACCACUGUGUUUGACUGGGGGUGAGGGGAAAGCAUGACUUGGAUUCUGUUUGGCCUGUGAAAUCCAAAUGUGUUUGCUGCUUCUGAAGUGCAAGAACACAAAAUGUAAUUUUUUUUUAAGGGAGCAAGAGUAUUGUUUAAAAAUUAAAACAUUGUGAUGGCUGCCUGUAGUUUGUAUCAAAUAUUGUCCGACCCUCUUUUCUGAUUGUUAAAUCUGCUGUUUGAAGAAGGAAUGGGGCAGAUUGGGGGGCGGGGGGAAGGAGUGUGCAUUGGUGUGUGGGAUGUUUUGUUUCUCAAAAUGCUGCUACAGUUGUAUCACUGGAGCUGGAGGAAAAAAUAAAGUAUUGAUACAUC
Molecule: messenger RNA, 4448 nt
Organism: Sarcophilus harrisii (Tasmanian devil)
Lineage: Eukaryota; Metazoa; Chordata; Mammalia; Dasyuromorphia; Dasyuridae
Gene: SLC25A37
Product: solute carrier family 25 member 37
Exons: 3
Coding region: 655-1218 (187 amino acids)
Biological process (GO): iron import into the mitochondrion
Cellular component (GO): mitochondrial membrane
Molecular function (GO): ferrous iron transmembrane transporter activity
Source: RefSeq, a predicted model, not a curated record